AAGAAAAAAGAGGAGUUUUUUGAGAUGAAAAGAAAAGUUCUUCGGGAACACGAAGAAUCCAAAAAGCGAAUGGUAUGGCUGGAUCUGUUCAGAGUGAGGCGCAAUUUAAGAGCUGUAUUUUUGGGUGUAAUGUUGAUGGUAAUUCAAGAAUUUUCUGGUAUUAAUGCAAUCAGUUAUUAUAUGGGAACUCUAUUACAUCGUAGUGGAUUCUCUUCCUUGGAUUCUGUCUAUUGGAGUAUGCUUCCUGGAUUCUGUGGAAUUUUAGGUACAUUGUCCCCAGUUCUCUUCAUGGAUCAUUUUGGUAGAAGAAUAAUGGAUGAUGAUAUUAGCUUCGAUAUCUGUUGUCAUCUAAUGACAGAAAUUGGAGUCUUUGCUGGUUUCUUUGGAUGCAUUACUUUUCUGCGUCUUCUAUAUUGUCUUUUAUUGAUGCCUGAAACAAAAGGUAAAACUUUAGAGCAACUGAAUGAAGUAUUUGAAAUGCCUAGUAAAAAACUUGUUGCAAAGAAUAUUGCUAUGAUUGAUUUACUACAUUUGAGGUUUGGAAAUGCUUUGGGUUGGUAGUCAGUUGUGUCCAACACUAGUGUCAUUGAAUUGUU
Molecule: messenger RNA, 596 nt
Organism: Galdieria sulphuraria
Lineage: Eukaryota; Rhodophyta; Bangiophyceae; Galdieriales; Galdieriaceae
Product: myo-inositol:H+ symporter/ sugar:H+ symporter
Exons: 2
Coding region: 25-561 (178 amino acids)
Biological process (GO): transmembrane transport
Cellular component (GO): membrane
Molecular function (GO): myo-inositol:proton symporter activity
Source: RefSeq, a predicted model, not a curated record